AUGCCUAAUGGUUGCAGCAUCAGAGCUCUCUGGAUCCUCAACAAUCAAGACUUCGUCGUCUUCUCCAGGAGGUUUCCAGUAGUAGAGAGGCGGUGGCGAGCGGUUUGUAAGAGCGAAAACGAGACUUCUACCGAUCAGAAUCUGAAAAACACUGUAUCGCCGUUUGUUCCUACCGAUUCAGAGCUAGCUGUUGCAUUUCAGGACCGCAAGAGGAGUGAGGUCAAUAGGUUAAUUAAGUUGAUGGUUGACAAGUACAAAGUAUUGCACAUCAUUUUGCUAGAGCUUGUCUUCUGCCUGGUGAUGGAGGGAUCUGCUUGUGGAUUUGGCAUACGUGUAAGUCAAUCAACUGAAGGAUUGGAUUCAUGGGUUGAUGAUCCAAUUAUGCGUCAUAUCAUAAGCCUUUAUAUAAAUAAAGAAGAGGAAGGAGAAAAUCAUCUCUUAUGGCCACUGAUUUUGCAUGCAAAAGGCCAUUAUUUCAUCCUUGUAUUGCCUUUGGUAGAACCCCAUCAUUUAAAAACAUAUGCAAGGAUUUGUAAAAGAUCAGAUUGCGGAAAUGCUGUUGGAGUGGAUGAGAGUUUAUCUUCCGUCCUGAUCGAUCUUCCGUCCAUCACAGGGUAA
This is a messenger RNA of Ilex paraguariensis (yerba mate), 618 nucleotides long. The record is from the annotation of a GenBank genome assembly. NCBI's taxonomy places the organism in Eukaryota, Viridiplantae, Streptophyta, Magnoliopsida, Aquifoliales, Aquifoliaceae.